AUGCAUGCACGAGAGGCGAACUUAUCUUUAAAAGGGAUUAAUAAGUUAGAGUUGAAAUGGGAUGAUGUUUCAGGAAGGGAAACAAUUGAGAAGGAGGUUCUUAGUGAGUUAAUGCCAUGUAGUGAUAAGUUGAAAAUGCUUGAGGUUAAGUAUUAUAAGGGAAUAGAGUUUCCAAAUUGGGUUGGGGAUCCGUCUUUUCAUCAAUUGGUUCAUGUGUCGCUACGGGGUUGUAGAAAAUGUACAUCUCUUCCGCCGCUUGGGCGGUUACCUGCACUUAAGGAGUUGUUGAUUCAAGGAAUGGAUGAUGUUAAAGUCAUAAGUUUGGAGUCAACUAGGACUAACGAUGUUACCUUCCCUUCACUUGAAAUUCUAAGGUUUGAAGAUAUGUCUAGUUGGGAGGUAUGGUCAACCAAUAGCGAUGUAAUGUUUCCACGCCUUCGAGAGCUUCAAAUAAUCAAAUGUCCCAAUUUGAGUGAUGUCUCACUUGAAGCAUUACCUUCGCUAAGAGUUUUGGAGAUAGAGGGAUGUGGUGAAAGUGUGCUGAGAAGUCUGGUUCGAGCAGCUUCAUCAACCACUAAAUUGAAAAUAAGAUCAAUUUUAGGACUUACGGAUGAGGUGUGGAGAUGUGUCAUUGUGAAUUUCUGGGCGGUUGAAGAGCUAUGCAUACAAAAAUGUGAUGAGAUAAGAUACCUAUGGGAAUCAGAUGCAGAGGCAAGUAAAGUUCUUGUAAAUUUAAAGGAAUUGAAGGUAUGGGGUUGUAAAAAAUUGGUGAGUUUAGGAGAGAAAGAGGAGGAUGAGGAUAACACUGGGAGCAACCUCCUAUCAUCUCUUAAGAAGUUGGAUAUAGAGUUCUGUGAAAGUAUGGAGAGUUUGUGUUGUCCAAAUAGCAUUGAGAGUUUGGUGAUCCAUUGGUGUAGUACAGUUAGAGAUGUCUCCUUCCCAAGAGCAACAACAACAACAGGUGGAGGAGGGCAGAAUCUCAAGUCACUUGGUAUAUAUGGUUGUGGAAAUCUAAAAUCAAUAAAUCAAUUGAGUCACUCCACUCACCUCACCUCAUUGACAAUAAGAUAUUGUGAAAAAAUGGAGUUAUUUUCUGAUCUUGAUCAGCUAUCAAAGCUCACCAGGUUGAGAAUAGAAGGUUGUGAAAGCAUAGAGUCAUUUCCUAACCUCCAUCUGCCAAAUCUCACAGAACUGGAGAUAGUUAGUUGCAAAAACAUGAAGGCAUUUGGUGACCUGCAGCUACCAAAUCUAAUCAGUUGGAGCAUAUGGGAGUGUAAAAAUCUGGAGUCAUUUCCUGACCUUCAGCUAUCCAAUCUCACCAUGUUAAAAGAUCUAAGAAUUAGAAAGUGUCCAAUGGUUGAUGCUUCCUUUCCUCGUGGGCUUUGGCCUCCCAAUUUGUGUCUCCUUAGAAUAGGGGGGUUGAAAAAGCCCAUCUCAGAAUGGGGCAAUCAGAAUUUCCCAGCUUCCCUUGUUGAGCUAUAUUUAUAUGAUGAACCUGAUGUGAUGAAUUUUAGUCAAUUGUCCCACCUUUUCCCUUCUUCUCUUACAUUUCUGGAGAUAAACAAUUUUGAUAAUCUGGAAUCACUUUCAACGGGACUCCAACACCUCACAUCCCUUCAACAUCUGUUGAUUGACGAUUGUCCAAAGGUGAACGAUCUACCAGAGACUCUGUUACCUUCACUUUUGAGUUUGAGAAUACCUUAUGAAUGCCCAAAAUUGAGAGAAACGUGUUCAGGAAGAGGCUCCCACUACUGGCCACUCAUCUCUCAUAUCCCCUGGAUCGACAUAACAGACUAA
This is a messenger RNA of Helianthus annuus (common sunflower), 1797 nucleotides long. RefSeq names its product putative adenylate cyclase regulatory protein. The record is from RefSeq and is a predicted model, not a curated record. Lineage: Eukaryota; Viridiplantae; Streptophyta; Magnoliopsida; Asterales; Asteraceae. The coding region runs from base 1 to 1797 and encodes 598 amino acids. The transcript has a single exon.